This is a messenger RNA of Folsomia candida, 5024 nucleotides long. RefSeq names its product G protein-coupled receptor kinase 2 (gene Gprk2). The transcript has 15 exons. The record is from RefSeq and is a predicted model, not a curated record. Lineage: Eukaryota; Metazoa; Arthropoda; Collembola; Entomobryomorpha; Isotomidae. Gene Ontology annotation, cellular component: cytoplasm. Gene Ontology annotation, biological process: signal transduction; protein phosphorylation; regulation of signal transduction. Gene Ontology annotation, molecular function: ATP binding; G protein-coupled receptor kinase activity. Bases 787 to 2508 code for a protein of 573 amino acids.
UCCACCUCGACCAGAAGAGCGGACGAAUUUUCCUUCCUGGUCUCUCUCUCUCUCUUAUCGGGACAUUGUUCUUAUCUGAGAAGUAAAAUUGGAUAACCUCCUCCCCCUCCGCCGCUUCACACAAGGACCUUCUUAAUUAAUUAAAUAUAUGGUGAAUGAAGGAUGAUGAUGACGUAAAAAAAGUGAGUACCUCCCUCUCAUUGAGUUAUUAUCUACUCAGGAAACUACUACGAACGACUUCCGGCUACGAGAGAAGAACUUGCUUAAACUGGAAAAAAAGAAAGAAUCAAAUUCUGCUGCUCCCUGCUGAUGGAGAAAGUUGCCGGAUAUCUGCUGAUUAUUCAUGAGGUGGAGGAGACAAGUAGCAAACAAGUGACGACAUCAACGACGACAGAGAUAAAUUUUAAAUUGUCACUUAAAUAUUUAACUAAAUAUGUGUAAUCUGUAAAAAGUUUGAGGGAAGAAGGAAGAAGAAUUGUGGAAUUUUUUCGUGAUAGUGUUUUUCCGUCGUUUUGAAAUUUUGUAAAGUUUCGAGUGACCUAGAAGUAAUAAUUACUGUGAAAAUAUUGCCAUGUUAUCGACGUCAUAAUGUCGUUGUGGUCACGACGAGGUGUUGUUGUUCGUGGAAAUAAAAAUCGAGAGGAAACGGAGAAGAGGGGAGUCGCCGCCGCGGGUCGUCGUCGUGUAUCCAGCAACAGGAGGGCUUAAGUGCAUGGGGAGCAGGAGGAGUGUCCCUAUCAGCACAUCGCCAAAAGCCCGUCGUCACCAAAUACCAUCCUGGAACUCAUGGAACUGGAGAACAUUGUCGCCAACACGGUCUAUCUCAAAGCCAGAGAAGCAACUGUGACAGAUAGCAAUAAAGGGAAGAGCAAAAAGUGGCGAAAGAUCCUGCAGUUUCCUCACAUCACUCAAUGCAUCGGGAUAAGAACCAAAAUAGAUGCGUCCUACAGCUACGUCGUGGACCAGCAGCCGAUCGGUCUGCUGUUAUUUCGAGCCUUUUGUGAAGCCACAAACCCCCACUAUCACAUCUGCAAUUGCUUCCUAGACGCCGUGGAGAAAUAUGAAAUCGAGUUGGACGAGAGACGCCCUGAGUUGGCGGAGUCAAUCUACAAUACUUUCCUUGCUGAGAAUUGUCCCGAGCCGGUGAAGCUGGUGGACAGGUCGUUGAUCGAACAAUGUCAGCUUCACACAGGGACGAAGGCGCAAUUCAUGGAAUGCACGAGACAGAUGAAAACCUUCCUCGCUUACGAACCCUUCCGCCUAUUCGAACAGUCCAUGUACUUCCAUCGCUACCUCCAGUGGAAGUGGCUAGAAAGCCUGCCCGUGACUCACAAGACUUUCCGGAUGUACCGCGUCCUCGGGAAGGGCGGGUUCGGGGAGGUUUGCGCCUGCCAGGUCCGCGCGACAGGGAAAAUGUACGCGUGCAAAAAACUGGAGAAGAAGCGGAUCAAAAAGCGUCGCGGCGAGGCGAUGGUUUUAACGGAGAAGCAAAUUUUGCAAAAGAUAAAUUCUCGAUUUGUCGUCUCCCUCGCAUACGCGUACGAAACGAAGGACUCGCUCUGCCUCGUCCUCACCCUCAUGAACGGAGGCGACCUUAAGUUCCACAUUUACAAUAUGGGCGCGGAACCCGGCUUUGAUGAGGACAGGGCCAAAUUCUACGCGGCUGAGGUGCUCUUAGGUUUGGAUAGUUUGCACGAAAUGGGGAUCGUGUACCGUGACUGUAAACCUGAAAAUAUCCUCCUUGACGAUCAUGGCCACGUCCGAAUUUCCGAUCUCGGCCUUGCCAUAGAAGUCCCGGAGGGCGAAACGGUCCGCGGUCGCGUCGGCACGGUCGGCUAUAUGGCCCCCGAAGUAAUUGACAACGAGCGGUACACCUUUUCCCCCGAUUGGUUCGGAUUUGGCUGCUUGCUGUACGAAAUGAUCGAGGGAGCCGCUCCGUUUCGUGCCAGGAAGGAGAAAGUGAAGCGAGAAGAGGUCGAUCGCCGAGUUAAGGAGGAUCAGGAACGCUACUCGUCCCGUUUCUGUGAUGAAGCCAAGAAUCUUUGCCAAUUGUUUUUAAAGAAAUCUCCAAAGGAGCGCCUGGGUUGUAAUUCUGGUCGGCGAGGAGCCUCUGAAGUGAAGCAGCACUCCUUUUUCGCCUCCAUCAACUGGAAACGGUUAGAGGCCGGCCUGGUCGACCCCCCGUUCGUUCCUGACCCUCACGCCGUGUAUGCGAAAGAUGUGCUGGACAUUGAGCAGUUUUCCACCGUGAAAGGGGUCAACCUGGACGCGACGGAUGACUCGUUCUACACAAAAUUUAACACGGGUUCUGUCUCCAUUCCCUGGCAGGAUGAGAUGGUGGAGACGAACUGUUUUCGCGAGCUGAACGUGUUCGGGCCGAACAACACACCGACGCCAGAUCUCCUCUUAGACUGCCCCCCUCCCCCCGAAACCAAGGGCUGCUUCCCCUUCAGGAGAAAGGCGAAAAAGAAGUCUAGAAGUAGUGUCCUGCAAAAUAGGGAAAGUUGAUUUUGUGCAGAAAAAGAUGAAAAGACAUGCUAAUUCUCCUCGUCCCCCGUCCCCUUCAUCCCCCGGACGGAGUGUCAUCUUAUCAACACUUUGUUACUCUCUCUCUCGUCAGUCUUGUGAGUUUCCAUUACACCAGCACAACUUUUUGUACCUGCCUCCCCCCAUUUUUCGUUCCCCCACUUACUGACAAACUAUAUCAUCAUAAUCAUCAGGUUAAGACUAGUAGAAAUCCUCGUCAUAUUUAUCUCCUCGUAAUGUUAGUUAAGCUGUCAUGAUAUUUCUGUUUUUUUAACGCCAAACCCAGCCAUUCCACUCCUCCCAAAAUGUAGACGUGCGUUGCGGUGGAUUCGUAUAAAGAGGUGUUUUUAGUUUAGGAAAUAUUAAAUUUCUUGGUUAAAAAUCGAGUAAAAAUUGUGAUUAUUCCCCAAAAAUUAGCUCAGGUUACUCUUCAAAAAGUGAAAGUUUGCUAAAUCGUGAUUUGCUUUUUGUUACACCGUCUCAACCGAAUUUUGAUCUUGAAUAGAUAAUUUUAUUUUUGAAAUAAUGCGAAUUUUUGUUCGGAUUUUUGAAAAUCUCGAUGGACAAAUUUCGCAGAGCGGUAACAACACAUUUGAAAAGUUUGUUAAGUUAAAUCCCGAUUUUUUUUCGUGCCAUUUUGAUCUUUUUGAAUGGGCAGAGGUAAUUUAAGUCUUGAAAUAAUGCAAAUAAUUUUCGAAUGUUUUUUUAUACCGAAAAAUGGACAAAUUUCACAAAAUACGAAUCCACCGCAACGUAAAUGCAUAACUAGGUAGCAAAAGUGAUGUGUUUUUACGACUCCGGUUCUUCCAGAUGCCAGUUUGAGGAGGGGUCGUGCGGAAAGGAUGGAGUGUAAAAUUUUUCUCUUUUUUUUACCCCUCCUCGCUUAAUACGGGAGCUUAUCGGGAGGAGCUUAUCUUAUCCGCCCGUUCUGCACGGUCCCUUCGUUACGUAUUUAAAUCUUAUUACAUAGUGCAUACUAAUUUCGUAACGGGCAUGCAACCAAGCAAAUACUGAUGCGAUUAGACGUACGAUACAUACGUAUUUAGGCCCUCCACGUGUAUGUGUAUGUAGAUACAUAGCGGAGAAAGGAAUAAAAAAUGAAGACGAAGAAAAUGGUGCGUGGAUAUGGUAGGUAGGGAAUUUUUAUCUGACUAUACACACUUAAAGACGAGGCUUACAUAAGUAAACUGUACUAAAAAUAAUAACUCAUUAAUUUUGAACGCUUGAUAAGAUGGGCCAAUUUAAUAUGAGGGAAAGUAUAGUUGUAAAGAGUAGACUAUUAUUAUUAUUAUUAUUCAUAUAGACGAGACUUAUCUUAGAAAUCGACGGGUAUCUUGUUCUUCUUCGUUCGCGUGUGUAGGACGCUUAUCUUUUCUUGCGUUAAUUAUGGAGGGGACAAAAUGGUGACGAAGGUUGACAUAAUAAAAAUAAAUAUAGGUGAAAAUUCCUUUCUUACAUUUUUAAGCUCAAUAAAAUUCGCGAGUUUCUAAUUUGUGACGAAAAAUACUUCUUACUUCUUGUGCUAUUAAAUGGAUAUCGUGUCAUGUCGUGGGAAGCGUGGGGGCAGUGUAGUUAGUUAUCAGUGGAUAAGGAGACGAAUUUAAUGCCAUAUUGCCCCCCCAUUUCCCACUCUUAUAUCUUCUUGGCUAUGUCUUUUUUCACCUUUCACUUUUAUUUCCUGGGUGGAAAUUCGUACUGGAAAUUUCUAUUUGCAAAUAAUUAAUUGGGGCUAAGAAUAUAAUAAAAAAAAUAAGACACGUCACGUAGCUUAUGGAAGUCCCAAAUAGUAGCGAGAGAAUGAGUGAAAUUUUAUCUUGUGAUGACACGUGUGUUUCAGAAAUUAAAUUGUUUAUUGUUAUUUUUUCUGUGUAAAAUUAUAUAUGCGAAUCUUUCUGUUUGGGUCAAUUUCUCCAAUUAAAAUGUACUGUUAAUUGAAUUUCAAAGUCCGGAGUAAAAUUUUACCUUUGUGACGCCACGUGCUUUUGCAAAAUUGAAUUCUUCUACUUUUUUAUUGUUUUUUUGUGUUUAGAAUUAUGCCAAUGUUUUUGUUUCUCUGUCUAACAAAAUUUUUCUAAUUAAAAAAAUGUACGGUUAAUUGUAAGCAUAAUUAAUUACUUAAAUGACACGACAUGUAUGUCUUUUUGUGGAAGGAGAAGACUUGUAAAGUAUGUAAAUUGUGCACGUGUAAAAAAAUAUUUAGCGAAUGUGGAAUGAUCUCGGACCUUGCAGGGUCUCACAAACCACGAUAAAUUAGAAUUACGAAUGCAAAUAUAGUGUCUUUUAAUGAAUUAUUAUUAUUAUUAUUUAACCCCACUUGGCAUAAUUAUCGUUAUAUUUAAUCAAGUUAAUUAAUCUUAAUAUUAAAUACUAAUUAAUAAAUGAGUAAUAACUAUGUGUGGGAAGACUAGGUAUGAUUUUAUAUCAGUAAAUUAAUCAUAAGGAUAAUAAAGAGGAUGAUAAUUUUUAAAAGGGAGGAAUAAAACAUUAUUGUGUGUGAA